This is a messenger RNA of Cryptococcus wingfieldii CBS 7118, 924 nucleotides long. RefSeq names its product DNA-directed RNA polymerase I and III subunit RPAC1. NCBI's taxonomy places the organism in Eukaryota, Fungi, Basidiomycota, Tremellomycetes, Tremellales, Cryptococcaceae. The record is from RefSeq and is a predicted model, not a curated record. Gene Ontology annotation, cellular component: RNA polymerase I complex; RNA polymerase III complex. Gene Ontology annotation, molecular function: protein dimerization activity. The coding region runs from base 1 to 924 and encodes 307 amino acids. Gene Ontology annotation, biological process: DNA-templated transcription. The transcript is spliced from 4 exons.
AUGCAGAACCUCGUUACCUCUGUCCAGCGCCUGACACCCUCUACCAUCGAAUUCGAUCUGGUUGGCGUAGAUGCCAGUAUUGCGAACGCUAUCAGGAGAACAUUGAUUGCCGAGGUCCCCACUAUUGCCAUUGAGGAUGUCUAUGUCUGGAACAACACGUCGAUUAUGCAGGACGAAGUUCUCUGCCACCGAGUUGGCCUCAUCCCUCUCAAAGUCGACCCUCGACUUUUGCGUUAUCGCCCUUCUGCCAACUCUGCUCCCCACGAACACGACACUCUCAUCUUUGACCUCCGUGUCCGCUGUGACCGUCGCCCAGGCGUCGACCGUAGCGAAACCGACCCCAAGAAGAUCUACUAUGACUCCAACGUCUACUCUGGCAUGCUUGAAUGGACACCCUCGGGAGAACAGAAGAAGAGAUUCAAGGGCAAGGAGCCCAAGCCCGUGGAUGAGGACAUCUUGCUCGUCAAGCUUCGUCCGGGGCAAACGGUGGAUUUGCAUUGUUUCGCGACCAAGGGAGUGGGUGCGGACCAUGCCAAGUACUCGCCAGUAGCCACUGCCUCGUACAGGCUGCUGCCACAUAUAAUCCUUCGCGGUCCCAUCCCCCAGGAACAUCAGCAAAAGUUCAAGGAAUGCUUCCCGCCGGGUGUGGUGGAAAUUGAAAAGGAUGAAAGCGGGGACGACCAGUGUGUGAUCAAGAACCCGAGGAAGGAUACGGUAUCGAGAGAGGUUCUGAGACAUCCCGAGUUCCAAGAUCUGGUGCAGCUUACAAGGAUAAGAGAUCACUUUAUGUUCAAUGUCGAGUCUGUAGGUCAGUACAAUCCCGAGGAGCUUGUCCCGGAAGCGAUCAAGAUCCUUUUGGGCAAGAUCAAAGAUGUCGAGGAUGGGUUGGAUAAGCUGUUUGCCAACGAGGGAGAGACGGCGUAG